This is a messenger RNA of Menidia menidia (Atlantic silverside), 2391 nucleotides long. NCBI's taxonomy places the organism in Eukaryota, Metazoa, Chordata, Actinopteri, Atheriniformes, Atherinopsidae. The record is from the annotation of a GenBank genome assembly.
AUGGGAGUCCGACUUCAUCUUCCAGCUGUUACAAGCACAUUUCUCCCUCUGACCGUUGGCAUUUUGAUCCUUCUGCCUGACAUCCUCCAUGGUAAACUAGGAGUGGAGGGAAAAAACGGAGACUCAGCAAUACUGCAAAGAGUCAAACGAGGUUGGGUGUGGAAUCAGUUCUUCGUCCUGGAAGAGUACACUGGACUGGAACCUCUUUAUAUUGGAAAGCUUCACUCGGACAUGGAUAAAGGUGAUGGCUCCAUAAAGUACAUCCUGACUGGGGAAGGUGCAGGCACUACCUUCACCAUUGAUGACAGCACUGGCGACAUCCACGCCAUCCAGAGGCUGGACCGGGAGGUGAAGGCGCAGUAUAUACUUCGUGCCCAGGCCCGCAACCGCCUGACAGAUAGGCCACUGGAGCCGGAAUCCGAGUUCAUCGUCAAGAUCCAGGACAUCAAUGACAAUGAGCCCAAGUUUCUAGAUGGUCCCUACCAGGCAUCUGUACCAGAAAUGUCCAAAAUAGGAACAUCUGUGAUCCAGCUGACUGCUACGGAUGCCGACGACCCCACAUACGGAAACAGUGCUCGUGUGGUCUACAGCAUCCUGGAGGGCCAACCGUACUUCUCUGUGGACGCCAAGACCGGUGUGGUUCGCGUGUCCCUGGCAGACAUGGACCGAGAGACCAGAGAAAACUACACAGUGGUCAUCCAGGCCAAAGACAUGGGCGGGCAGCUGGGGGGGCUUGCUGGCACCACCACCGUCAACAUCACUCUGAGUGAUGUCAACGACAACCCACCCGUGUUUGACCUGAGGCUCUAUCAGAUGAGCGUGCUGGAGACUGCUCCAGUGGGUUCAGCGGUGGGUCGAAUCUGGGCCAAGGACAGGGACAUCGGAGUCAACGCUGAAAUGAAAUACAGCAUCAUAGAUGGAGACGGGAGGGACACCUUUGACAUCAGCACAGAACCCACAAACCUGUUCGGCAUCAUCACUGUGAAAAAGCCGCUGGACUUCGAGAGCAAGCCCAGCUACACCCUGAAGGUGGAGGGAGUGAACAUCAAUCUGGAUCCAGCCUUCAGCCACCGUGGGCCCUUUAAGGACGUCACCAUCGUGCACGUGAGCGUGGAGGAUGUGGAUGAGCCCCCACUGUUCGGCUCCACAGCGUACUACGUAGAGGUUCCUGAGGAUGCAGAGAUUGGCACGGUGGUGAAGAUGGUGUCGGCACGAGAUCCGGAUGCCGCCAACAACACCGUGAGGUACUCCAUCGAGAGGUCCAGCGACCCAGAGAAGUUCUUCUACAUCGAACUGACCACCGGGUCACUCAUGACUGUGCGUUCGCUGGACCGAGAAGAGAGCAGCUGGCACAACAUCACCAUCCUUGCCAUGGAGAUGAGUAACCCCUCGCAGAUUUCCAGUGUCUCUGUGGCCGUGAAAGUCCUGGACGUGAAUGACAAUCCACCCUCACUGACGCACUACCUGGAGACGUAUGUGUGUGAAAACGCCAAAGCUGGACAGCUGAUCCAAACUGUGACGGCUGUGGAUCCGGAUGAGCCGCUGGGCGGACAGCGCUUCUACUACAGCCUCGCACCAGAGGCCGCCAACAACCCCAACUUCACUCUGAGAGACAACCAGGACAACACAGCCUGGAUCCUGACGAGACGCGGCGGCUGGUCCCAGCACGACCAGACCAUCUUCUACCUGCCGAUCUUCGUCUCUGACGGCGAGCAGCCGGUCCAGACCAGCACCAGCAUUCUGACCAUCCGCGUGUGCAGCUGCGACCACGAGGGCAACGUCAUGUCGUGCAACGCCGAGGCCUACAGCCUGCCGGCCAGCCUCAGCAAAGGGGCGCUCAUCGCCAUCCUGGCCUGCAUCUUCGUCCUGCUGGUGAUGAUUCUGCUCAUGCUGUCUCUGCGGACACAUCGCAAGAAGCCCUACCUGUGCGACGAGGAGGAAAACGUGCACGAGAACAUCGUGCGCUACGACGACGAAGGCGGCGGCGAGGAGGACACGGAGGCCUUCGACAUCGCCGCCAUGUGGAACCCCCGCGAGGUGCACCACCCCCUCAGCAAGAUGCGGCAGGACAUGCUGCCGGAGAUCGAGAGCCUGUCCCGUUACGUGCCGCAGGCGGCCGUCGUGGGCGGCGGCGGGGACAGCAACGUCCACGGGUACGUGCUGGCCAAGCUCCUGGAGGCCGACAUGGACCCCUGCGCCCCCCCGUACGACUCCCUGCAGACCUACGCCUACGAGGGGGAGGGAUCGGUGGCGGAGUCGCUGAGCUCCCUCCACUCCGGAACGUCGAACACCGACCACGAGUACGACUACCUGAACGACUGGGGCCCCCGCUUCAAAAAGCUCGCUGAGAUGUACGGCGUCCUGGAGACAAACAGCCCUCCCAUGUGGUAG